GAGGGACGGACGGGGAGGUUGCUGAGGAGCGCGGGAGCGAUGUCCAUCAUUCGCCAGGAGAGCAGCGGAGGCGCCGAGAGCCGCCGGCGCUGAGCAGCCUUCGCCCGGAACCCUCUCCGUCGCCCGCAGGGAUGCCAUCGGCCGGCUUGGAGAUCGUGGGCCUGGGACUGUGCGUCCUGGGCUGGCUCGGGGUGAUGCUGGCGUGUGGGCUGCCCAUGUGGAAAGUCACGGCUUUCAUCGAGAGCAAUAUCGUGGUGGCUCAGACCGUCUGGGAAGGGCUGUGGAUGAACUGCGUGGUGCAGAGUACGGGCCAGAUGCAGUGCAAAGUCUACAACUCGCUGCUCGCCCUGGAGCAGGAUCAACAGGCCGCCCGGGCGCUGACAGUCAUCGCCUCCAUCCUGGGCCUCAUCGGUUUACUGGUCACUAUCCUGGGCGCGCAAUGCACCAACUGCACCGAGGGAAUCACGACCAAAGCCCGGAUUGUCAUCAGCGGCGGGGCUAUCUUCAUCGUGGCCGGCCUGCUCGCCCUCAUUCCGGUCUGCUGGAUGGCCAACACCAUCGUCCGAGAUUUCUACGACCCGGUCGUGCCGGUCUCCAAGAAGCGGGAGAUGGGGGCCGCCCUCUACGUUGGCUGGACGGCCAGCGCUCUCCUCUUCAUCGGGGGCUCGCUGCUCUGUUGCUCCUGCCCCCCGAAGCAAGACCAGUCGUCGUUCGCCGUCAAGUACACGGCCCCCAGGAGAGCGUCGGCGAACGGGGACUACGACAAGAGGAAUUAUGUGUGAAAACGCCGAUGACCUGGGGAGACCAGAAUUGGACAACCUGAGCUCCCAACCUGAUUCCUUACUCCUGCUGAUUUCAAGCAGUCUUUUUUUUUUAUUUAAUGGAUUUGUAUUGUAAACGAGAGAGAGAGAAAAAAAAACAAAAACUGGUAUUCUUUAUGCAUCUGCAGCUUUGGUUUAAUCUUUGGAGACGCGCACCACCCCCCCACCCCCACACCCCGAGAGACUUUGCAACAAGUUAGAUGUUAAAAACAGACCUCGGAGCGGUGGCUUGGACUUUGUACGGUUUGAUUUGCAAAUGGGGCUAUCUGUCGGCAAUUCUUGAGUGAAAAGUGCGAGCGAGCGUCUGCCCUCCCUAGGUUCCGGACCGAUUUCUGGGCUGGCGUUGGCGAGGGGGCGCGGGGGAAGCGGGGUGCAAGGUGCGGGGUUUAGGCUGGAUUCAUGCGCACGUUUCGAUGUGGAAAGGGACAGAAUGCGUCUCCGUCACCGCCUUUAGCUAUCGGUCAUCACAACUUCAACCCAAACUGGUCUCCCAUUCCGCCCUCCCCUUCACACUCCAACCAUUCGAAGUGUAAGAGAUCUGUCUCUGAUUGCCAAACCUGGUUGUACUCAGUCCGUACUGUCCGCUGGUGGCAGAGUGCAUUUAGGCUCAUCAUUCAUCACGAGACAGAUUUCGACGCAGAGUGAGCUCGCUAUCUGGUCUAUGCGGCUGCUUGGUGUCCGAUUGUCCCGGUUAGAGUUCGCAAUUCAAUUCCUAGGCGAUCCAUUCCACCGACCCUUCUCUUUGCCUCCUCGGAGCCAGGCUGCUGUUCAGUUUCACAGACUCACUUCCCUUCCCAUAUGUGAUUCCUUUUUUCAGAGACCCGUCUGUCGGCUGGGGGUCAAACCGGAGGGAGCUCUCUCUGCAGACGGAGAGAGAAUGGGCGAUGGAGACAAAACUCGAGAUGUAGUCAGUCGUGGUGCAUGAACAGUAUUAAUGCAGACAGUAUUAUGCAUUGAGCGACAUUUGUGCACUGUGGCACAUGCAGAAUAUGUUGAGGAUGUGACAAAUUUCCAAGGCAGUGAAUGUGGUGGAGAGAGUCAUUAUCGCUGGUUCAUACUGGGACUGUACUCAGUCCGUACUGUCCGCUGGUGGCUGUGGUCAUCAUUGAGUGAGAGAUGAAUAAAUGGUGAUAGUUGGAGGAAUUUUAAUGUCGCGAUUAAUAACCUUUUUUUUCGUAAUCAAGUGAUGCUAUUACACACCUCUAGAGCGGGGGAGGGGCGGGGCUUGAUCCUGGGCCUUCUGGUCUAGAGCUUGGGACAUUGCCACCGCGCCACGUCGAGACGUUUUCCAGUUUUCUAAAGGUUCCGGCCACCCCCGUCCCAAUAAUGAUCGCUUACACUGUUUCUGCGAGCUGGAGGCUGAGAAGGCGCUGCAAUGGUCCUCAUUCUACUCGAUUAGGCUCCCAACAUCUACGCGAGCCACCCUCCGGCGGUCUUUGAUUCAGCUUCAGACAAUUGCCAGCAGAAGUGCCCCAGAGAGUGGCUCGCCCGGGGGACUGUCGCCACGGUUAGCAGCGACACCGCUUCUCACUGGGGAAGCCCCGGAACCGGCUCAGUCCAGCCCCACCAGCUUCUCAUCCAAACCCCGAGUCCCAGCGGCACCUGAGUGACCCGCUACCGAGAUAUCCCAUCCCCCUGCAUCUACCCGGCUUUGGGUUCGUUCGGAGUUUCCCAUCUGAGACUCGGGGCUUCAUUUCAACGUCGGGUGCAAAGCGGAAGAUGCAGAAUCCGCAGCCAAAUACAACAGCGCCCAAAUUUUGUCCUCGCAGCAAUGAAUGAGAAAGAAAGUACACGAGACGAGCCAAUUCUUUUUCGCUCGUUGUACUGCGCCACCCCAAAAUUAAAUACAGCCAUUUAAGUGGUUUAACAUUAAUAAUGCAAUUUCUAUAUGACACAAGGCAUCCCUACCUGUCCCGGCAAACCGCUCCAAAUCCACUUUCCCAAGUGCGGUUGCAGUUUGCCUGCCGCCAAUCCUCGUACUCAAUUAAAUUAUUCCAAUAAAAGCUGAGAGAAAAUCAGACACAAAAACAGACGUUGCUGGAAAAGCUCAGCAGGUCUGGCAGCAUCUUCGGAGAGAAAUCAGAAUUAACGUUUCAGGGCCAUUGACCCUCCUCAGAACAUAUCUGAAUAAUUUAUUCAAAUAAAGUCCUACAUUGCCCACCUAAACCAGGCGGUAACAAAUACCCUCCAACAAAUUUUUUUUAUCAUAUCUGUCUUACAUUAUCCCUUACUCCCAACUGAGUUGCCAUUAUUUCAGUAGCAGGAUGGUCCAUUUAUGCAGGGCACUAAGAGUCAUGAAAUUAUUGCCGUCUCUCCACCGUUAGGCAUGUUUAACCGAGUAAUGUAAUCUUCCUCAGGGAAACUUGAGGAGAACAAGUCAACGACAAAUGAAGUAAAUUUGCGCUGUCCUAACCCAUUAGAAUGCUUGAGGCGCCGCGGUCGUGUCCCUACUUCUGAGCCAGGAGAUGGGUCCUCAAGUCCCUCCUGCCCCAGAGCUGUAUCAUCUCAUGGUUAAGUAAGUUGAUCCAAAAUAAUUCUCCUAGCCGCUGAGGUUCUGCUGCAGAGUGCGUUUCUGGAUUGCGCUCCCAGGCUGGUCGUAAAUUCCAUCCCACAAGCCGAAAUUCUGUUGCUGCAGGUCGCCUGUACUGUGUGGGAGUGUUGGCCAGGCUGGAAAAAUAAACCAAACCUGCUGGUGUGAACCUUUGCUUUAUUUUAUAUAUAGAUGGAAUAUUUGUGCUUCUACAUUUUUCAUCAUGUGGACAUGGGAAUGGGGACUUGAAAAAGAUGUUCACCCUCUACGUUUUCCUUCCUAAUAAAGUGACAGAAUUGAUCCUGGGCCAAUGAAUUCAUGUCACUUCGAAGGUAGGGUUCCAACCUUGAGCAGGACUUUGUCAUACUGAGUUGUAAACGUUUAAAAUGACCUGUAUGCACCUUGAAGUUGCCCAGUCAGAUGCUUCACUAAACCCAACGAUAACAACUUUACACUGCCUUAUAGCAACAUGGCUAAUAAUUAAGUGCAACCCUCUGCCUUCACCGUUUGCACUUUGCUAAUGGACGCUGAUCGACUAAUGUACAGGUUCGAUGUUUUCUAUAUCACUGUGUACAAUUUCACAAUAUAUACAUUAAAACAAAUCACUGCUAUUCCUUAGCCUGUCUGCUUAGUUUGUUGAGAAAUCACUGAACGCCUUUCAUCUCCCCGUCAAAACUGUUCCCUGCUCAUAGCCCUGUCGUUUGGAAAGGUUGAGACGGAAGCAGUUUUGACAAUAUCGUCGAGACAGGAGAUUGUUACAUUUUCUCUUUAGUCUCAUAGAGUCAGACAUCAUGAAAACAGACCCUUCGGUCCAGCUAGUCCACACCGACCAUGUUUCCAAACUAAACUAGUCCCACUUGCCUGGGUUUGGCACAUGUCCUUCAAUCCUUUCCUAUUCAUGUACUUAUCCAAACGUCCCUUUAAAUGCCGUGACUGUACCCACAUCCGUCACUUCUUCUGGCAGUUCGUUCAACACACGAACCAUUCUCUACGCCCACCACGUCCUUUUUCAAACUUUCUCCUCUCACCUUAAAAAGUAUGCCCUCUAGUUUUGAAAUACCCCAACCUAGGGAAAGACUCUCGCUAUCCAACUUGUCUAUGUCUCUCAUGACGUUAUAAACCUCUGUAAGAUCACCACUCAAAAUGCAAUGCAGCAGUGAAAAAAGUCACAGCCUUUGUAACUCAAACCCUCCCUUCGCAGCAACAUACUGGCAAAUCUUUUCUGGACACUCUCCAAGUUUAUAAUAUCCUUCCUAUAGCAGGGCGACCAGAACUUCACACAGUGCUCCAACGUCCUAUGCAACGGCAAUACGACGUCCCAACUCCUAUACUCAAACGUCUGAGCAAUGAAGACAAGCGUGCUAAAUACCUUCUGCUAACCUGUGAAGCAAACUUCAAAGAAUUAUGUACCUGAGCCCUUAUGCCUCUGUAAUCUACAGCACUACCCAUGAAUUGUAUAAGUCCUGCCCUUGUUUGUUUUGCCAAAAUGCUGUAUCUCGCAUUUAUCCAAAUUAAACCCCAUCUACCACUAACCCAAGUGAUCACGAUCGCCUUAUGAUCUUUGAUAACCUCAUUCACUGUCCACUAUGCCACCAAUUUUGAUGUCAUCUGCAAAUUUCCUGCCAUUCCUUCUAUAUUCUUAUCCGAAACGUUUAUGCAAAUGACAAACAAAGGUGGACCCUGUACCGAACUCCAGUGUGACGUGAAACCAACAUCACCCCUGAAAGAACGUCGAUACGGUUUGCUUCCUGUCAAGCUUGUUUUGUUACUGUGCUGAAGGGUGCUUACCAAAUGGGUUAAUACGUUUCAUUCAGUUAAUUACUUUGGCCGGAAGGAAUCAUUUCUGAUGUUUUACGUGUCUCGUAAAAACUUGCAGAUUACCUCUGCCCCUAGUUCACAUCGGGGCAUUAAAGGACGUGGGGAAUUCUGCUCCUAGGAUAACAUAAGGCUGAUCAAUUUCCAGUUGUCGCCUUCAAAAGCAUCCUACGUCCUACCGAAUUAGUCUUCUUCAGCAAAGUGCCAACCUUUUUUUUUAAAUAUUACUGUCGGCUCAUCUUUCUCUCAAUUGCUUUUGUCGCUCGGUAGUUGCAAAAUUAUGUCAUUAAAAAGCGCCCAAUGAGUGUGAACACGUACUCUAAUAAAAUGCUUCAAUAUAUUA
Molecule: messenger RNA, 5509 nt
Organism: Stegostoma tigrinum
Lineage: Eukaryota; Metazoa; Chordata; Chondrichthyes; Orectolobiformes; Stegostomatidae
Gene: cldn5a
Product: claudin 5a
Exons: 1
Coding region: 132-782 (216 amino acids)
Biological process (GO): cell adhesion; bicellular tight junction assembly
Cellular component (GO): bicellular tight junction; plasma membrane
Molecular function (GO): structural molecule activity
Source: RefSeq, a predicted model, not a curated record